ACUAGGGAACUAAAAUUUAACAAUUAGUUAAAUUAAGUGCUUAGAGAUUAUUAGACAUACGAGUAAGGUUCUCAAUGUCGUCAUUAAAAUAGUCAGUUGAUAUGACUCGAAGUUUUGGAAUGCAAACAAAACACAUGUAACAAUAAUAUGUUUCCUCCUCAAAACCAUCAAACCGACUACAAGAGUAAUCACUGGUUUGAUUCUUCGAGAUGUUAAAGACUUAUUCUAAAUAUCCUCUCUACAUCACUUAUGGUGUGUUGCUUUCUUAAUGUCACUACUAUUGCUGCAUAAGGAUGAGGAUGAUCUUGUCAAGAAACAAGAAAUCUAUCUAGCAAUUCAAGACAUGAUUCAUGAACUGGGUCUAGAUACGAUUUGGGAUGUUAAAGCUCUAGUGAAUGGAAGUGAUAUCAUUAAAGCUCUAAGCCAUGAGAACAGAGGAAGACCCAUCAUCCGGUGAAUGACAGCUGGUUUAUCCUAAAGGAAUGCCUCUCAGACAAAGCCAAAAGUCACAUUGGAAACAUGGCAAAAAUAUUUGACUAAAAUUUGACAAUUUAAUUGAAUGUAAUCAUUUUAAGAAACAUAACAACCAAGCACAUAUAAUCAGACACAUAUUUUUCUUAUCUAUAAAAAGACAAAGUAAAUUAAUGUAAUUAUCCUAAGAAAAAAAAAUUUACAAAUGGUAACAACAAAACAAUUUGAUUAUAUAAAGAAAUUAAGAAUAUCAAGAUAUGGAAAUAAAAAGAUGCCAAAAAUGAUUUAAAAAUAAAUAACUUAAUUUUCGAAAUUGUUAUUAUUAUAAGAUAAAAAUUUAGACCAAAAAGUGAAAAUAUAUCUUCCAGUUUUUGUAAGUAUAAUUAGAACAAACAUAUAUAAAGUGUAAAAUAGAUUAGAAGACAUUUAAUAAAAUUCUUCCUACGAAGUCCUCUUUUAGUAUAUAAUGGAUAAUUAUCAAAUCUUCUAUUUUACAUACAAGUAAAAAUAGAAAAUGCUAGACUCAUUGAAAAGUACAUCAUUAAGAUAUACUCUGACAUUUUAAUAUACUUAGAAAAGUGAUUAGUAAUAAAUAAUAUAUACUAAUAAAUAUAUUAUUUGGAUUUCACAAUUAUUAGAUACAAUAGGAUAUUAUUUCUUAAUUAAUAGAUACAUUAGCAUAUUUAUUUUAAGCAAAUACUAUAUAAAUUGAAGAAGCUCGUGAUAAAAUGUUUUGUCAAAAAAAAAAUCCAGUUCAGAGUAAAGCUCUAAAUAAAAACGACUUUGUCAAAAAAAAAUUGAUCAUCGGCAACUAUUGCCGUGUUGAUAUAAUAAUCUACAUUGAGGUACCAUGACUCUUGGAUUGAUCAUUCUUAAUUUAAUUUUAUAGUUAAACUGUCGUUAAAUUUUUAAUAUGUAAAAUCAUUAAAUUGAAGAUUUUGACAGAGAAAUGGUACAACGACAAAUUUGAAGAAUCUAAAUAAGAGUUUGAGGAACAAGAAUCUAUGUGUUAAAGAUUUUGACAGAAAAUUGGUAGAACCAGAGAAAAAUUCAUGUCACACUCACAUGUAGUUGACUUACUUGCUAUGAGUUUCUCAGAUAAAGUUGAUUAUUUUCUCGCUCCUGAAAUUUUGAUCGUUUGAUUUCACGGUUUCUUGUGUGUCUGGAUCAGUCUUUUUAUUGGUUUUAAGUUUGAUGGUGUUUUGAGUUAGGACUAGUAUUGAGUUGAAAACAUAUGCAGGUUUUUGGAAUUUUUUUCACUAAGGGCUUUGAUGGGAUCGAACUGCUGCAAAUGUCGCAGAGGAGCCACGGAAGGAUCAGAAAUAACGUUAGAGGACCUCGAGGACCAAGCUGCAGACCUGAGAGAGCUGACAAGAGAUGAAAACCUGAGAGAGACGGGAACAGAAGAUACAGUAAAUGGUGAUGUACCAUCAGACUCAGAAUCAGAAUCUCCAAUCCCAACUCCAAGGCCGUCAGAAGUUUUAAAAACUCCCAGUUUAGCUUCUGUUGGAUUACAUUGUAGUAAUGAAGAAUUGCCAAGAAAUGGUGUUAUACAUGAGAUGUCAUGUUAUGGAGCAUCAAACAUUCUUUGGAGUACUGGCUCGUUUUCUGAACCCAUCCCAAAUGGUUUUUACUCUGUGAUCCUGGAUGAUAGAUUGAACCAUUUUAAAAGCAUUCCUACACUGGAGGAACUUCGUGCUCUAGGUGAUGAAGGUCUAAAAGCUGAUGUGAUUGUUGUAGACUUGGACAAAGAUAACAAGAUUAAAUGGCUAAAGAAGUUGGCCAUUGUUCUAGAACGCUCGAAUCCAGCCAAAGCUGUUAAGAUCAUUGGUGAUCUGGUGGUAGAUUUUUAUAAACUUGCAGCUUCAAGGAGUACUUCAAAAACUAGACAAUCACUUGGAAGUUAUGGUUUUCCACUACUAGGACAGAUCAGUAAUGGCUCUUGCCAUGCUCGAGCCAUCUUGUUUAAAGUUCUAGCUGAUGCUGUUAACCUUAAAAGCAAACUUGUAAAGGGUUGUCCUAGUGAUCUGAACUCUUCUGCUACUGUCGACUCACAUAACCAUAUGUCUGUUGUGGUUAUGAUCAAUUCUGUGGAAACACUGGCUCCUAUUUCAGUUGCUGGGAAAUGCUCUUGUCAUUCACCAUUGAAGCCACAGAGCCAAAUAGAGCGUGGAAGGUCAGUGGGAGAUGUAAAUGAAUCAUUGAUACAGACUCUCUUCUCUAAAGAGCAAGGUGAUAAUGACAGCACUGAGAGCAAUGAUAUCCACAUCUGGAAGGAAGUACUAGCAUCUCCAAUGUUCCAGAACAAACCUUUGUUACCAAAUGAAGAAUGCAUCAUAGAUUUCUCCACUUUGAUACUUAGGAAGACUCGUGUUGGAUUUGGCUGUUCCGCAGAAGUCUUCCGUGGCACAUGGAAUGAAACAGAAGUUGCGGUCAAGAUCUUUAAGGACCAAGCAGUCACAGUUGAGAACAUCAAAGACUUCUGCAAUGAGAUAUUCAUUCUUAGCCGUAUUCAACAUCCCAAUGUUAUUAUGUUUCAUGGAGCAUGCGUAAAGCCUCGUCAGUUAGCACUGGUCACAGAGUAUGUGGAAAAAGGUUCCUUGUAUCAUUUGCUUCAUAAGACUGAUGUAAUCAAGAACUUAAGCUGGCGUAAGAAGAUAAAUAUAUUGCAUGACAUUUGCAGGGGCUUAAUGUGCAUCCAUGGGAUGGGGAUAGUCCACAGAGAUCUAAAGAGUGGAAACUGCCUGUUAUGCAAUAAUGGGACAGUCAAGAUAUGUGACUUUGGUCUCUCAGUAAUGAUGGAAGGAACAACAACACUCAAUGACAUUGUACCUGCAGGAACACCAGAAUGGGUUGCUCCUGAAACUACCCGCAAUGAGCCCUUGUCCAAAAAAUGUGAUAUCUAUAGCUUUGGUGUGAUCAUGUGGGAGCUAUGCACUCUAACCAAGCCAUGGGAAGGAGUACCACAAGCAAAAGUGCUUAACAUCGUUGCAAAGGGAGCCCGGCUAGAUAUACCUGAAGGACCAUUAGCUAAGCUUAUUGAAGCUUGUUGGUCUGAAGUACCAGAACAAAGACCACGCUGUGAAGAGAUACUGACCUAUCUAGCAACCUGCGAGAAGUCUCUUCCCUGAACCUGUGUUAUCUUCUUUUUCUUUGUCUGAAUAAAAUGUCUUGUGUAAUAUUUGCUUCUGUGUUCUUUGAAUUUAAAAAAAUGGAUUUUACCAUUUCUGAAUUAUUCAUCAUUGCAAUAUUUGUUUCUGUCUAAAUAAAAUAUCUUGUAAUAUUUGUUUCUGUCUAAAUAAAAUAUCUUGUAAUA
Messenger RNA from Brassica napus (rape), 3787 nucleotides. RefSeq names its product serine/threonine-protein kinase CTR1-like. The record is from RefSeq and is a predicted model, not a curated record. The coding region runs from base 1743 to 3602 and encodes 619 amino acids. Gene Ontology annotation, molecular function: protein kinase activity; ATP binding. Lineage: Eukaryota; Viridiplantae; Streptophyta; Magnoliopsida; Brassicales; Brassicaceae. Gene Ontology annotation, biological process: protein phosphorylation. The transcript has 13 exons.